GAAGAAUCACUAUGAACAGGUAAAAUUUCUGGCCUCGAUCUCAAUACAUUCCGGAAUUUGGUUAUACUGCUACUGAAAAGUUAUACUUUCCUCGUAAUUAUUCAAUUUGGUUAUGUCAAGUUAAUAUUUGCUAGGAUUUUUAAUAAAAUAUUCCUGAAAAUUUUCAUCUCUCAAUUUGAGUCGAUAGAUGAUUUGUUUUCUCUUUGGGGCCACGAAAUUUGGUAAAAACAAACAAAAGGGGAAACCGAAGGAAGUUUUCCGAGCUGGAAUUUUCAUAUGGCUUGGCGGUUGCCACUUUUGAGAGUAAUUAUGUGAGAGUGCGUGGUCUGCCUGUGGGUUUAAUGCGUGGGUAAUUUUCAAGGUUCUUAGGCCUAUAAGGAAGUAUGGGUUGCGAACUUUCAGCGCUGCCACAAGUGACUUGUUGAAUGCUUCACAUAAUCACUCAGCCACUACAGUAAUUUCUUCAUCUUUCCUUUGGAAUCACUAUCAAUUGCUAAUUGUGUCCUAAUGUUACCUGUAUGAUUUGGUUGCCCAAUAUGGACAUGAAAGACAGGAUGGAGGGAUUAUUAUGUUUUGUUAUAACGGCAUCCUCGAGAAGACGAAUUCAACCGACAAUGUUCCUCAGUAUGAUGUUGCCAUUGUUGGAGGUGGCAUGGUUGGUGUGGCUCUUGCUUGCUCCUUGGCUACCAUGCCAUUGACCAAACACCUGAAUGUAGCCUUAAUUGAUAGCAAUCCUGCAUUGAUGGCUGGAGGUUCCAUUAAAAAGGAGGAUCCCCCUGAUCCUAGAGUCAGUACGGUGACUCCUGCAACUAUAUCUUUCUUUAAAGGUAUGGGUGCAUGGAAAUAUAUUCAACUGCAUCGGCAUGCUUUCUUUGAUAGGAUGCAGGUUUGGGAUUAUACUGGCCUUGGAUAUACAAGAUAUUCGGCAGGUGAUGUUGAUAAAGAAGUCCUUGGGUGUGUUGUGGAGAACAAAGUGCUUCACAGAGCCUUGUUAUCGUGCAUGGAGGAAUCAAACAUGCAGAAGACAAUAUAUCCUGCUAGAUUAUCGGCAUUGGAUCUAAGCUUUUCAUUGAAAUCAGACAAUGUAUCCUCGCAGCCCCAUGCAAAUGUAGCUAAGCUGAACCUUAGCAAUGGAGACAUUUUGUAUGCAAAGUUGGUGGUAGGAUCUGAUGGAUCAAAAUCGCAUGUCAGGGAGCUGGCAGGAAUUAAAACGACUGGUUGGAAGUAUCCUCAAAAUGCUAUUAUCUGUACGGUGGAGCAUGCCGUAGAGAACCGGUGUGCUUGGCAACGGUUUUUGCGCUCUGGACCCAUUGCACUUCUUCCUAUUGGAGACAACUUCAGUAAUAUUGUUUGGACAAUGGAUCCCAAACAAGCUGCUGAAUGUAGAUCAAUGGAUGAGGCAGACUUUCUAAAAGCAGUUAAUGAGGCUCUUGAUUAUGGACAUGGACCCCAUCCUCAAUCUGAAACUAAAGGCGGUGGGGGUCUUUUUUCUUGGCUGAAAUUAGAUACUACACCAUCAGCCAAUGAACCGUUUGAAGUGCCUCCCAGAAUAACUAAAUUGGCCUCUGAGAGAAUGGUGUUUCCCUUGUCCUUAAUGCAUGCAAACUCUUAUGUAUCAAAGCGGGUUGCUCUUAUUGGUGAUGCGGCACACACUGUGCACCCAUUAGCCGGUCAAGGAGUCAAUAUGGGUUUUGGAGAUGCAUCUUCUCUUUCCAGGGUCAUUUCUGAAGGUGUCGCUGUAGGAUCGGAUAUUGGGGAGAUAUCUCUCUUGAGGCGAUACGAAUCAGAAAGGAAAGCUGCAAACAUAGCAAUGAUGGCUGUCCUUGAUGGUUUUCAGAAGGCAUAUUCGGUUGACUUUGGGCCGCUUAACGUGUUGCGGGCUGCUGCAUUUCAUGGAGCCAAUUACAUCUCACCCCUGAAGAAGAAUAUCAUUUCUUAUGCUUCGGGAGAGCAGGGCAUUCCUCUUUUCUCUUGA
Molecule: messenger RNA, 1975 nt
Organism: Oldenlandia corymbosa var. corymbosa
Lineage: Eukaryota; Viridiplantae; Streptophyta; Magnoliopsida; Gentianales; Rubiaceae
Source: the annotation of a GenBank genome assembly